Messenger RNA from Astrephomene gubernaculifera, 708 nucleotides. The record is from the annotation of a GenBank genome assembly. NCBI's taxonomy places the organism in Eukaryota, Viridiplantae, Chlorophyta, Chlorophyceae, Chlamydomonadales, Astrephomenaceae.
UAUACACAUUACAGCAUCAGAAAUGUCGGCAACUCUUACCAUCACCGGUGCAGACAGGUACUCACCGGAGAAGCUGCCGCUUCUGGAGCAGCAUGUGGAUGAGCAGGUUGCCAACCGCACGUGGAACCUGGAUGCCAAUGUGGCGCUGCUGCGCUUCUAUCAAUUCAGCCCAGCCAGCGUUAAGUCCCAGAUCAUUGCAAAGAUCCUAAUAAAGGCGAUCAUGCAAGCGCCACAACAGGACUAUAAGUCGCUUAUCACGUUGCUGCCGGAACGUCUACAACAGGCGGACGAGUCCAUUUAUAAGGUUGUGCAGCUGGCCAAUGCGCUGGAGACCAGCCGCUUUGCGGACUUUUGGAACGCCGCCAACACGUGCCGGGAUAUGCUGGCCACGAUCCCCGGCUUCUACGAGUCCGUGCGCGGCUUCAUCGCGCACACGCUGGUGCACACGUACGGGCGGGUCACCAAGCGCACGCUGGCGGACUGCCUCAAGCUGGAGGGGGCCACGCUGGAGCAGUAUCUGACGGAGAAGUGCCGCUCGGCUGGGUGGAGCAUCGUCAGCACGCCAGCGGGCGAUGUUGUGGCGCUUCCCAAGAACGACUACAACCAGUCGGUGGUGAAGCGCACCCAGGAGCUCAUCCGCUUCGAGCAGGUGGCGCCCAUGCUCAAGGUCGUCACCGUGGGCUUCUAGGCAGCCACAGCCGGCUAGAA